AUGACAUCUUCACGAUCGCCGAUAAGAGGCCCCAAGCGGCGCUCUGCUGCGCCCGCGCCAGCUGCUACGCCCGCGAAACGCGCCCGCUCCAAACUCGCAAAGGAAAACGACCUAACCGCCGACGAGGAGGCGGAAAUCAAAGAAGUCUUUUCGUUGUUUGCCUCGUCGCAUCCGGAGUUUCCAGAUGAAAAGCUUGGCGUCAUCCCGGCUGAAGAUGUUCGCAAAGCACUAGUUGCUCUCGCCCUCUCACCGAACUCAUCGAAUGAAUUAUCCUCCAUCCUCUCGGCGGUUGACCCCACAAACACAGGGUAUAUACCGUAUUCGCCCUUCCUCUCUGUCGCGGCCGCAAAACUACAUGCCCGGGAUGACGACGAUGACGCCGCCCGUGCAGCAGAGGUAGACGAGGCGUUCCGCUUGUUCACACGGGGCAAGGACGGGCCUAUUACGCUGUCGCAUCUGAAGCGGAUUGCGCGCGAAUUAAAGGAGGAUUCGGUCGGGGAGGAGCUGUUGCGGGAUAUGAUUCUGGAGGCAAAUGGGGGGGGAGGCGUUGCUGCCGGGGUUACGCUGGAGCAGUUUCGGGAUGUCAUGGGCAGGGCGGGGGUUUUCUAG
Penicilliopsis zonata CBS 506.65 is the source of this 609-nucleotide messenger RNA. RefSeq lists its product as hypothetical. Bases 1 to 609 code for a protein of 202 amino acids. The transcript is spliced from 3 exons. NCBI's taxonomy places the organism in Eukaryota, Fungi, Ascomycota, Eurotiomycetes, Eurotiales, Aspergillaceae. The record is from RefSeq and is a predicted model, not a curated record.